This is a messenger RNA of Oreochromis niloticus (Nile tilapia), 494 nucleotides long. RefSeq names its product cystatin-B. The record is from RefSeq and is a predicted model, not a curated record. Gene Ontology annotation, molecular function: cysteine-type endopeptidase inhibitor activity. Gene Ontology annotation, cellular component: cytosol. The transcript has 4 exons. Bases 170 to 472 code for a protein of 100 amino acids. NCBI's taxonomy places the organism in Eukaryota, Metazoa, Chordata, Actinopteri, Cichliformes, Cichlidae.
CAUGACGGCUCCACUCCGUCAGUCAUUAAGAGUGCAAGCCUGGGAAUGCUGGGCACCCCGUGGCUGGAAUAAGAGAGCUGCACACUGAAGUGGGAAAUGGCAGAUAUAGGCUGGUGGUGAGGAAAGUCCAGGACUGCCAGUGUGUGUUCAGAUACCUCAGACUUUCACAAUGGAUGCCAUAAAAUGUGGAGGAUUCUCGAAGGUGAAAGACGCUGAUGAGGAAAUUCAGACAAUCUGUGAUGAGGUUAAGUGUCAAGUAGAGGAAAAAAGAAAUGAAGCAUAUGCCGUGUUCAAAGCUGUUCAGUACAAGAGUCAAGUGGUGCAAGGAAUCAACUAUGACAUCAAGGUUCAUGUGGGAGGAUCCAGCUACCUUCAUCUGCGGGUCUGGAAGAAGCUUCCAUGUUAUGGAGGAGAAGCCGUAGUUACUGGUGUGGAAGACCAUCAUGACAAAGAUCCCAUCCAACCUUUUUAAUGAAUCACACUUUGUAUUUCAG